GUCACACAACAUCAUGGCGGCGUACAUGCUGAACAAAAACACAGCACACUUUUACCCACAAAGAUAAGCAAUCGGAUAAUGACAAACGAUUCAAUUUGCGUUUAAAUGGGCAAGUAAUCGACCGUUCAUCAAAUGAUGAACAAGAAAACUGACGACGAAAUAUGCCGAACCCAAGAAAGCAUGACCCUCCCACUGGUUCAAAUAACUUCAGUGAAAUCUGGAGUCGUGUUUACAAACUUUCUCAAAACAGGUUGACAACAAACAAAUCGGGUAAAAGCCAGAAACUGACACCUCAAUCUUCACCUUCUGUCAGGAAGUCACCACAUUCUCGUUCUAAAGGUAAGAUGGUGGCUAAAAGUACACGGGAAAGGUCUUGCUAACCAGCUAGUUGGGUAACUAACAACAGCUAGAAUCGAGCUAAUUUGGCCAAACUUGCGUGUAGGUUGCAGGAUAAACAGCUCUAACGUUAAUUAGCUGGCCAGAGACGUAGCUAACUAGCUAGCUAGCUAGGGCCACUUUCAGUUGCCAAACGUUCUCGGAACAUUGCAGAUAUAAAUGCCAUGUAUAUAGCUGAUGUGAUUCCUCAUUCCACAUGCCAGAGGCAUGUUUGAUUUACACAGACUAUAUAUUUCUAUCUGAGCGUUCCAAAACGUUGCCUCCUGCUGAACGCGCCCCAGGUGUAGUUUAUUAGGAUCACCAUUAGCUACAGCACAUGCAGCAGCUACUCUUCCUGGGGUCCACAUAAAACGUACAGAUAAAUUACGAAGUGCAGAACAGUUAUAGACAAGGACAUUAUAUAUACAACAUUACAAUAAGAGUUUUAUAUAUUAGAAAGACACCAAGAGACAACAAAAAUACGAUUUACACACUAUUCAUAUAUACAUAUUCAUAUUCUUAUAUACAGUUAAAUGAGCUCGUUAGAAAGAGGAGAGGCGCUGUGAUACAAUGUUUUUAAAGCUAAACUAACUUUUUGCCUAAGUAACCUCUGGUGGCAGAGCAUUCCACGAUGACAUGGCUCAAUACAUAACUGAGCAAUGCAUUAGCUCCUAGUCGCUCCUCACGCUCUGAUGCCGUCCCUAUGGUGCGCCAGUGUGACCAGGUAGAACCCGUUGUUGUUCACCUAUCUAGUAUGUCUAGCGACCCCCUUACAGAUAAUCUCGUUCCCACCAGAUUUGGAGACCCCCAAACGGCGAGCGAGGGGCAGAUACACGGGCUUAAACAACACUGCUGAUUCCCCUGGGGAUGGAGAUAUUUCGCAAGACAUCAUAUGGGACCCGGCAUCACCUACUCCUGCUAGAAGUGGUAUGAUGGUGUUGUUAAGUCACGUGAUGAGCGAAGGCAUAUUAGCUUUAACAUUAACAUCACUUUUUCCUUCAUUCGUCCUCCUACUCAUUCUACUCACACCUAUCAGACCAUCAUGUGUCAUCCUCAAUCCACCCAUCUUUUUGUUCUCCUUCUCAAAGCCAGCACAUGAUGGUGUCUUAGUUGAUAUGAGGUCAUGUUUAAUUCCCCCACAGAUCACAUAGCCUACAUAUAGGCUACUUAAAGUUUCCGCUAGUGGCCCAAAGUGAUUGUGACUACUAUGUACACUACCAGUCAAAAGGUUUAGAACACCUACUCAUUCAAGGGUUUUACUUUUUUUUUAAAAACUAUUUUCUACAUUGUGGAAUAAUAGUGAAGACAUCAAAACUAUGAAAUAAUACAUAUGGAAUCAUGUAGUAACCAACAUAGUGUUAAACAAAUCCAAAUUGUAUAUAUUAUUUUUUAUAUUUGAAAUUCUUCAAAUAGCUACCCUUUUCGUUGAUGACAGCUUUGCACACUCUUGGCAUUCUCUCAACCAGCUUCAUGAGGUAGUCACCUGGAAUGCAUUUCAAUUAACAGGUGUGCCUUCUUAAAAGUUAAUUUGUGGAAUUUCUUUCCUUCUUAAUGCGUUUGAGCCAAUCAGUUGUGUUGUGACAAGGUAGGGGGGUAUACAGAAGAUAGCCCUAUUUGGUAAAAUACCAAGUCCAUAUUAUGGCAAGAACAGCUAAAAUAAGCAAAGAGAAACGACAGUCCAUCAUUACUUUAAGAUAUGAAGGUCAGUCAAUAUGGAACAUUUCAAGAACUUUGAAAGUUUCUUCAAGUGCAGUUGCAAAAACCAUCAAGCACUAUGAUGAAACUGGCUCUCAUGAGGACCGCCACAGGAAAGGAAGACCCAGAGUUACCUCUGCUGCAGAGGAUAAGUUCAUUAGAGUUACCAGCCUCAGAAAUUGCAGCCCAAAUAAAUGCUUCACAUAGUUCAAGUAACAGACAUAUCUCAACAUCAACUGUUCAGAGGAGAGUGUGUGAAUCAGGCCUUCAUGGUCGAAUUGCUGCAAAGAAACCACUACUAAAGGACACCAAUAAGAAGAAGAGACUUGCUUGGGCCAAGAAACACGAGCAAUGGACAUUAGACAGGUAGAAAUGUGUCCUUUGGUCUGGAGUCCAAAUUUUAGAUUUUUGGUUCCAACCGCCAUGUCUUUGUGAGACGCGGUGUGGGUGAACGGAUGAUCUCUGCAUGUGUAUUUCCCACCGUAAAGCAUGGAGGAGGAGGUGUUAUGGUGUGGGGGUGCUUUGCUGGUGACACUGUCUGUGAUUUAUUUAGAAUUCAAAGCACACUUAACCAGCAUGGCUACCACAGCAUUCUGCAGUGAUAUCCCAUCUGGUUUGAGCUUAGUGGGACUAUCAUUUGUUUUUCAACAGGACAAUGACCCAACACACCUCCAGGCUGUGUAAGGGCUAUUUUACCAAGAAGGAGCAUGAUGGAGUGCUGCAUUAGAUGACCUGGCCUCCACAAUCCCCCAACCUCAACCAAAUUGAGAUGGUUUGGGAUGAGUCGGACCGCAGAGUGAAGGAAAAGCAGCCAACAAGUGCUCAGCAUAUGUGGAAACUCCUUCAAGACUGUUGGAAAAGCAUUCCAGGUGAAGCUGGUUAAGAGAAUGCCAAGAGUGUGCAAAGCUGUCAUCAAGGUGAAGGGUGGCUAUUUGAAGAAUCUCAAAUAUAAAAUAUAUUUUGAUUUGUUUAACUAUUUUUUUGGUUACGACAUGAUUCCAUAUGUGUUAUUUCAUAGUUUUGAUGUCUUCACUAUUAUUCUACAAUGUAGAAAAUAGUAAAAAUAAAGAAAAAGCGUUGAAUGUGUAGGUGUUGUAAACCUUUUGACCGGUUGGUGUAAAUGUGGCAACAGAAGGCUAACUGUUCCUUAUUCUCCAGAAGGGCCCAGCAACACCAGAGUUGUUGAGAUAUCAGACAUCGUCAAUCGGAUCGCCCCUAAGGUCAGUGUAUAAAACGUGUUCACCGUCUCACUGAGGUCCAUUGAUAGUUGCUGGCUGGCUGCAGCACCGACAUGUUUUUGAAUCAUCGUGUGUUACUGUGGAUAUAAAGGCCUUGUUAUAUAGAAAUAUUAAAAUGUAAAAGACUGCAUUUCACUGUGUUGAUUUAUUUCAGUGGAUGCAAAGAUAUACACUCUAAGUGGAUGUGAUACUGCUUUGAAGGAAGACAUUCUAAAUAUGGUACUUCUCGAAGCACUGGGGGCUAAAGCCUGUGCCCAUGCUUGACACAUUGGUUUUUCUCACAACUCCAAAAUCUUUAGGUUGGUCACAGCACACAAACCAGCUGUUAUAUACCAUGUGUUCCUUUUCCAGGAUGCCCAGCAUGUCUCUGUGGAUAGUCCUCUGCUCCAGUGGAUUGGGGACAGUGCUGUCCCCUGUACUCCAGAGGUACGCCCGCCCAGAGCCAGGAAGAAAUCCACUCGGUGAGUGAACUACUAUACUGCACUUGUACAAAUCAAAUUGUAUUUGUCACAUGCGCCGAAUACAACAGGUGUAGACCUUACAGUGAAAUGCUUACUUACGAGCCCUUAACCAACAAUGCCGUUCAAGAAAUUGAGUUAAGAAAAUAUUUACUAAAUAAACUAAAGUAAAAAAUUUAAUAAAAAGUAACACAAUAAAAUAACAAUAACGGGGCUAUAUACAGGGGGUACCGGUACCGAGUCAAUGUGCGGGGGUACAGGUUAGUCCAGGUAAAUUGUACGUGUAGGUAGGGGUAAAGUGACUAUGCAUAGAUAAUAAACAGCGAGUAGCAGCAGUGUAAAAACAAAGGGGGUGGUGUCAAUGCAAAUAGUCCAGGUGGCCAUUUGAUUAAUUAAUUAAAGUCUUAUGGCUUGGGGGUAGAAGCUGUUAAGGAGCCUUUUGGACCUAGACUUGGCGCUCCGGUACCGCUUGCCGUGCGGUAGCAGAGAGAACAGUCUAUGACUUGGGUGACUGGAGUCUUUGACAAUUUUUUGGGCCUUCCUCUGACACCGCCUAGUAUAGAGGUCCUGGAUGGCAGGAAGCUUGGCCCCAGUGAUGUACUGGGCUGUACGCACUACCCUCUCAGUCGGAUGCCGAGCAGUUGCCAUACCAGGCGGUGAUGCAACCGGUCAGGAUGCUCUCGAUGGUGAAGCUGUAGAAUGUUUUGAGGAUCUGGGGACCCAUGCCAAAUCUUUUCAGUCUCCUGAGGGGGAAAAGGCAUUGUCGUGCCCUCUUCACGACUUUCUUGGUGUGUUUGGACCAUGAUAGUUUGUUGGUGAUGUGGACACCAAGGACCUUGAAACUCUCAACACGCUCCACUACAGCCCUGCCGAUGUGAAUAGGGGCGUGUUUUGGCCCUCCUUUUCCUGUAGUCUACGAUCAUCUCCUUUGUAUUGCUCAUGUUGAGGGAGAGGUUGUUGUCCUGGCACCACACUGCCAUGUCUCUGACCUCCUCCCUAUAGGCUGUCUCAUCGUUGUCGGUGAUCAGGCCUACCACUGUUGUCGUAGGCAAACUUAAUGAUGGUGUUGGAGUCGUGCUUAGCCAUGCAGUCGUGGGUGAACAGGGAGUACAGGAGGGGACUAAGCACGCACUCCUGAGGGGCCCCCGUGUUGAGGAUCAGCGUGGCAGAUGUGUUGUUGCCUGCCCUUCAGGAAGUCCAGGAUCCAGUUGCAGAGGGAGGUGUUUAGUCCCAGGGUCCUUAGCUUAGUGAUGAGCUUUGAGGACACUAUGGUGUUGAAUGCUGAGCUGUAGUCAAUGAACAGCAUUCUCACAUAGGUGUUCAUUUUGUCCAGGUUGGAAAGGGCAGUGUGGCGCGCAAUAGAGAUUGCAUAAUCUGUGGAUCUGUUGGGGCGGUAUGCGAAUUGGAGUGGGUCUAGGGUUUCCGGGAUGAUGGUGUUGAUGUGCGCCAUGACCAGCCUUUCAAAGCACUUCAUGGCUACAGACGUGAGUGCUCCGGGGGGUAGUCAUUUAGGCAGGUUACCUUAGUGUUCUUGGUUACAGGGACUAUGGUGGUCUGCUUGAAACAUGUUUGUAUUACAGAUUAGUUCAGGGAGAGGUUGAAAAUGUCAGUGAAGACACUUGCCAGUUGGUCCGUGCAUGGUCUGAGUACACGUCCUGGUAAUCCGUCUGGCCCCCGCACUUGUGACUGUUGACCUGUUUAAAGGUCUUGCUCACAUCGGCUACGGAGAGCGUGAUCACACAGUCGUCCGGAACAGCUGGUGCUCGCAUGCAUGCUUUAGUGUUGCUUGCCUCGAAGCGAGCAUAGAAGUAAUUUAGUUCAUGUGGUAGGCUUGCGUCACUGGGCAGCUUUCUGCUGGGUUUCCCUUUGUAGUCUGUAAUAGUUUGCAAGCCCUGCCACAUCCGACGAGCGUCAGAGCCGGUGUAGUAGGAUUCAAUCUUAGUCCUGUAUUGACGCUUUGCCUGUUUGAUGGUUCGUCUGAGGGCAUAGCAGGAUUUCUUAUAAGCAUCCGGAUUAGUGUCCCGCUCCUUGAAAGCGGCAGCUCUAGCCUUUAGCUCGGUGCGGAUGUUGCCUGUAAUCCAUGGCUUCUGGUUGGGAUAUGUACGUACGGUUACUGUGGGGACGACGUCGUCGAUGCACUUAUUGAUGAAGCCAGUGACUGAGGUGGUAUACUCCUCAAUGCCAUUGGAUGAAUCAUGGAACAUAUUCCUGUCUGUGCUAGCAAAACAGUCCUGUAGCGUAGCAUCCGCAUCAUCUGACCACUUCUGUAUUGAGCGAGUCACUGGUACUUCCUGCUUUAGUUUUUGCUUGUAAGCAGGAAUCAGGAGGAUAGAAUUAUGGUCAGAUUUGCCAAAUGGAGGGCGAGGGAGAGCUUUGUAUGCGUCUCUGUGUGUGGAGUAAAGGUGGUCUGGAGUUUUUUCCCUCUGGUUGCACAUUUAACAUGCUGGUAGAAAUUAGGUCAAACUGAUUUAAGUUUGCCUGCAUUAAAGUCCCGGCCACUAGGGGCGCCACUUCUGAAUGAGCAUUUUCCUGUUUGCUAAUGGCCUUAUACAGCUCGUUUGUGGUGGUAAAUAGAUGACUACGAAAAAUAUAGAUAAAACUCUCUUGGUAGAUAGUGUGGUCUACAGCUUAUCAUGAGGUACUCUACCUCAGGCGAGCAAAACCUCGAGACCUCCUAAAUAGACACACACCCCCACCCCUCGACUUACCAGACGUAGCUGUUCUGUCCUGCCGAUGCAUGGAAAACCCAGCCAACUAUAUAUUAUACGUGUCGUUGUUCAGCCACGACUCGGUGAAACAUAAGAUAUUACAGUUUUUAAUAUCCCGUUCGUAGGAUAGGCUCGAACGGAGAUCAUCCAGUUUAUUCUCCAGUGAUUGCACGUUGGCCAAUAGAACGGAUGGUAGAGGCGGGUUACCCACUCGCCGACAAAUUCUCACAAGCCACCCCGAUCUCCUCCCCCUGUACUUCCGUCUUUUCUUCACGCGAACGACCUGGAUUUGGGCCUGGUCUCGGAGAAGCAGAAUAUCCUACAAGUCGGACUCAUUAAAGAAAAUAUAUUCGUCCAGUUCAGGUGUUCUGAUAUCCAGAAGCUAUUUUCGGUCAUAAGAGACGGUAGCAGCAACAUUAUGUACAAAAUAAGUUACAAACAAUGCGAAAAAACACACAAAAUAGCACAGUUGAUUAGGAACCCGCAAAAUGGCAGCCAUCCCCUCCAUUAUGAUAUUAAGACAUGAUAUUAAAUCACUUGUGUAAUCAGGUUGACAAGUUGAAAACCUUUAUUUAAGAUGUAAAGUUUAUUUCUCUUCCAAUAGUUGUUUGUCUUAUUCCAGUAAUUAUCUUUAUCAGAUCAUUCUUGCAGUCUGAUAUUUUGCUAGUGCUUAUACUAGUUUUUUCAAAGGUUCCUCAAUAUAGUUAUUAUGCCUUCCUUGUUCAUAUCUCCUCUCCUCCUCUCCUCUCCACAGGAAAAGCUCAGUGGAUGACUUGAUGCAGCUGGCCAGGCAGUUUGACAUCAACAUGCACCAGCAGGACAGAGAGAAGAAGAGUGCUGAACACACAAACAAUACCAUAAACAACAACAACAACAACAGGUACGGGGAGGAACCCAAGUGCCCGACAAUAAUGACGUCAUCAGCCCAUCAGGUAGAGGCGGAGCUUAACGCUCUGUUCGACGGGCCGACGCAGCGAAUCACCGGACGGCUCAGCCAAGGGUCGACCGCCUCCACCUGUUCUCAGGAAGUCAAGGUUCAAGUUGGGGUCAGCCAUCUCACUGCUGAUGACCUCAUCAAAGAGUGGGAGGUCAAGCCUGGCGGGGGAAUCCCGUCUGGUCCUACGGCUCGUACUGGUGAAGAGGUGGUAGGACAGUGGAACUCCACGACCACUGUGGCGAAAGACGAGGACUUUGACUGGGAGGAUGAUGACCUUCUCAACGACCCUAUCGUGUUGGAGAUCACCCAGAAUCCUGAGGGGCUGAAAAUGCCAGCCCCCAAACCCAGCAGCUCACUGACUCUGAGCACUGACAGAGACAACACACAGCUGGUAACAGAUACAGAAAAGACCCUUCCACCCCCACCCUCCUCUGCUACCUCUAAUCCUACCGGUCUGCACUCUCACUCUGUCUGGAAGGGGACAAGCACACACCCUCAACCUUCAAACAGAGGUGUCCUCACUGGGCCAUGUCCUAAACUCAAGCCCACCAGCAGAAGCACUUUCCUGCUGGAGCCCAACCCUUGUUUCCAGGUGAGUAUGGCUCGGACAAGCAAAGAAGCACCCAGACCCUGCCUCACUGUUGGAGAGGCCCAACCUGAGAGACCCAGGCCCGGCUUGUCUGCGGCGGGUAGGUGCCCCAGUAGAGACUCUGCAGAAGGGAAGGCUGAGGGGGUGAGCAAAGCCACAACUCCAGCCUCACGUGGAACCCCAGCCCCAGUCACUGCUCCGGCCCAGGGCUCGGCUCCCACCCAAGCCACGGACUCCACUUUCAAAGACAUCUCAGAUGAGGACCUCCAGUCCCUGUUUGACUCUGAGUCGCUGUGGAACGACGAUGAAGGUGACGAUGACGAACUGCUGUAUCAGGUGUGUGACGACGUGGAGAGGAUCUCCAACAGUCAGCCCCAGUCCGGGAACGCUACAGUAACGACGGACGCCACGGAGGUCCGAGUCCAAGAGAGCAAACCGAAAGCCCCUCCAACCGCCCCUCUGGCUAUAGCGAGAGAGGGGUCUAUGACUAUGGAUAGGGUUGUAGGUGCUACUAGAAAUAGACAGUCAACCACCCGCUCCAACUCAGCACCAGGGGACAGGAGCAGCACCCCUGUGAACUUUCAGGGAUGGAACAUUCCAGUGAAAGCAGGAAAUGUUGGGGUCGGACAUCAUACAGUCAUGUCCCAGAGCCAUCCAGGCAGUGGGGAGGGUCUGGGCAAGUUUACCCAGCUGAGGGGUGCUCCAGGCUGGGGAGCACUUGGCCUAGGAUCCCUUGGAGUUAGAACCUUCCAAGCAGAGAACUCAAAGACAGUCAUGCCACGGACAGUUUCGGCAAGAACCCUCCCAAACUCAAAUUCCCAUCAUGCAUCAUCGUUCAAGAGACAUCUCUCGGACUCGGACGCCAUCGGCAACAAAGGUGAGCUUUUUACCCCCUAAAAAAGCAAAACAAAGGUGAGCUUUGUUUGUGCAUGUGACCCCCCCUGGCACUUGUCGGAUUAGCUCCAAUAUUACAUUAAAUGUUGCCCCUAACAGUACAUAAGGCCAAUCAGGAAGUUUACUCAAAGUGUUAUCCACUUAUCGCUGGAAGUCAAGCUAGUCCAGUGUACUGAAGAGAAGAGCUCCCCAUAGUCAGCCAGUGUAGGCAGGUUUUAAACUUGUCAAGUACAUGACAAACCACAUCUAAUGGAGACGGUCAAGUUUACUGAAGAGAUGGCUAUUGGGUCAGGGCUCUGAGAGGUUAGGAGGUGAAGAGAUGGCUAUUGGGUCAGGGCCCUGAGAGGUUAGGAGGUGAAGAGAUGGCUAUUGGGUCAGGGCUCUGAGAGGUUAGGAGGUGAAGAGAUGGCUAUUGGGUCAGGGCCCUGAGAGGUUAGGAGGUAAGUCGCUCUGGAUAAGAGCGUCUGCUAAAUGACGUAAAUGUAAAUGUAAAGAGAUGGCUGUUGGGUCAGGGCUCUGAGAGGUUAGGAGGUGAAGAGAUGGCUAUUGGGUCAGGGCUCUGAGAGGUUAGGAGGUGAAGAGAUGGCUAUUGGGUCAGGGCUCUGAGAGGUUAGGAGGUAAAGAUAUGGCUAUUGGGUCAGGGCUCUGAGAGGUUAGGAGGUGAAGAGAUGGCUACUGGGUCAGGGCCCUGAGAGGUUAGGAGGUGUACUUUAGAACUGAAGAGAUGGCUGUUGGGUCAGGGCUCUGAGAGGAUAGGAGGUGAAGAGAUGGCUAUUGGGUCAGGGCUCUGAGAGGUUAGGAGGUGAAGAGAUGGCUAUUGGGUCAGGGCCCUGAGAGGUUAGGAGGUGUACUUUAGAAUGGAAUAGCUUCAUUUUCUAUUCAAUGAUGUCUUUUCAAAGUUGGAAAGGCUGAGUAAAUGUUUGAAUGUAUUAACUUUUUGUGCAUGAAAAUGGAUACACUAAUUGUCUGUGCUUUUUAUCUGUCAAUUACUGUAGGCACAUUCUGUCUUUUAAGCUUUUCAAUCGCAGUCAGAGUCUUAUUUCCAUGUAAUCUUAUUUGUUUCUCAGUGUUUGUCAGCAGCCAAAUGACAGGGAGAUGCACAGAGGAGGAGAUUGAGAGGAAGAAGCAGGAGGCCAUAGCCAGGAGAAGGUCCAGGCAAACCUCCCUAAAAGCAGGGGGACUUCCUCCGUGACUAAGCAAUGCAUUCUACGGACACUAGAUUAAUACACAGUAAAACAGAAUAUCAAUAGACGAGCUAUCCUACGCUAGGUAGGUACCAUAAACAUUUCUAACGGUUUCUUCACAGAACGCUAUCGGUUCUACUAGAACAGUGUUGCGUUACGGAGCUAGACUGCUCGACACACACACGCAUACACACACACA
Coregonus sp. 'balchen' is the source of this 10277-nucleotide messenger RNA. Lineage: Eukaryota; Metazoa; Chordata; Actinopteri; Salmoniformes; Salmonidae. The record is from the annotation of a GenBank genome assembly.